Messenger RNA from Diaporthe amygdali, 792 nucleotides. RefSeq lists its product as uncharacterized. The record is from RefSeq and is a predicted model, not a curated record. The coding region runs from base 1 to 792 and encodes 263 amino acids. The transcript is spliced from 3 exons. NCBI's taxonomy places the organism in Eukaryota, Fungi, Ascomycota, Sordariomycetes, Diaporthales, Diaporthaceae.
AUGUAUUUCCCGCGUUGGCUUCUCGCAACGCUCCCACUGGCGUCCCUGUCAUCUGGCCAGGAUUGCUACUGGCCCAACGGUGGGACGGCAUCCACGUUGAAGGCCUGCUCGGUAGCUUCCAGCAAUGAGGCUGCCGCGUGCUGCUUUGCGAAUCAUUACUGCAUGACCAACGGCCUUUGCCUGUCGCCGACGGAAGGAACAUGGUACCGCGGCGGAUGUACGGAUGAACAAUUCCAAAAGACCGGAUGCCCGAAAUUUUGCGAUACUAGUGACAUUGUAGGCGCAACAUCCGACCGUCACGUCGGCGUGUGGGCAUGCGCCUCCAGGGUUUUCGCCUGUAACAGCCUCGACAACUGCUCCAAGCAGAACUUCACUGUCGGUUCGUACAGGGCGGUGAUAAAUGCUGCCCUGUCAACGGACCUCUUCGACAGCGGGGCAACAGUGACGACUUCUAUCACGAGCUCGACGAGUGUAAGCACAGGAGCGGCCAGCGCCGCGAGUUGUACGUCUACGCAGCAGGCUAGCCAGGGAAUCACGACAGGUGCGGCAGCCGGGAUCGGAGUGGGUGUCGGCCUGCCGUUGGCUAUCGCGGUCGGCGCGUUAACCUUUAUGCUCAUCCAGCAGCCUGGCUACACUCAACAGCCUGGAUUCAACAAUCAGCAGCCAUACACCAACACGUCUUCGCCGUGGGGAAAACCAGAGGGACACUAUGCUCCCACCGCCGAGGUCCCGGGACAAAUGGUGCCACACGAGCUAGCAGACACCCAAGGCAGACACGAGCUUGGUCGUUGA